CUCAAAGACGAUAGCGCGAGCUGAUGAAUUUAUUCUUCAUUGUUUCUCGGUAGCAGCAAAGUUUGGAUUCCUAAAAAGCCUCGAAUACAGGGCCCUCGCUGUUUCGUUCCGAAAUCCGACGGUGACCGGUUACACACCGCGUAGCAAACAACCUCCACUCGUCUCUCUCGCUCUCUAUUCAAAUCACAAUCCACAAACUCUAUCUUAGCCAACUGCUGCAUUUUGAAGAGGGCAUAGUCUUCUAAAAUUUGAAGUCAUUUUUGGGAAACAUAUCUUGGAUGCAGUGCUCCUAUCAAUUUGGAUUGAUGCUGAGGAAAAGAUAUUGCAAUCUUUCUCCAUUUGUUGGCUAAAUAGAUAAUGGAACAAUAAGCACUUGGAUAUUGCAUGAACCAGAAAGCUAAAUCACUGUUGUUAUACAAAAUGGAGAAUGGGAAAAUCAUUGAUCCUUCUAUAAUACAAGAUGGUUCCAUGACAAAGACUCAUGAUGAAGAAGAGCUCUCCAAAAGCCUUAAUGACACUACUAAACGACUGAAGAACCGUGAACGGCAACGUAGAUACAGGGCCCGAAAACGCCGUGAAGCAGAUACAAAGAAGGCCUCUGUGACAAACCAACCAACACCACCACGAGUAGAAGUGGAACUGAAUGGGCAUCAUAAUAAUAACAUAACCCCUAAUCCUUGUAAAAGAAAUUGGAAAAAAGAUGCAAGAAGAGCUCAUGCAUGUAAGAAUCUGGAAGAAACACAUUACGCUGCUGUUAUUACUGCAUUGCCCUUUAAUAUUAAAAGCCAGACUGUCUGCUCAGCCCCUGGAAUAAUGACAGGGCCAUCACAAGAGAGGGAAACUCAUUCCAAGAAUUCUGUUAGCUUGUGGAUUAGUGAAACAGAUAAGACCAAGUUUGGUCGAAGAGAUUGGAAGGCAGAGGCAAGAAGUAAUAAAAAGUAGUAGUGGUUGUUGGGUUUAAUGAAUUUGCAGAGACAUCUUGAUCAGCAGAUAAUGAUUGUGGAGAAUAGUGAAUUCUGUUGGCCCCACUAAUUUAUACUAGCGUGGGUAGUGCACAUUGUUUGAACAUGGGGUAGAAUGUUUUACUUUUUUUCCAUUUGGUAACUUUUGCAGCUUCUGCUACAGAUAGGAUGGGAGGGCAUCAGGGAUACAGUCAAUUAAGUUUUAACAAUUGCGUACCAUCAGUUUUGUUGCAGGAAGAAUAUGAAAUAUCAGAAGCUUAGCCAUGAAUCUUGCCUUAAUUUGAAGGUCAGGUCAGUGUUCAGGAAUGAUUGUAAUAUAUGAUCACUCUAAUGUAAAGUGCAUAUCAUUGUGUAUAAAGUUUGAGAUUGCUAUA
Populus nigra (black poplar) is the source of this 1336-nucleotide messenger RNA. RefSeq lists its product as uncharacterized. The record is from RefSeq and is a predicted model, not a curated record. Bases 385 to 942 code for a protein of 185 amino acids. The transcript has 4 exons. Lineage: Eukaryota; Viridiplantae; Streptophyta; Magnoliopsida; Malpighiales; Salicaceae.